CCCUUAACUUCACAUCUCUUUCAAGCAUAUAUCGUCUCUCUCAUCAUCUUCAGAGCCAGCCUCCUUGGGACUGUCUUCUCACCACCUCCUCCUCACCUCUGGUGAACUUGUCGCCUUGCUGUAGACUUCCCUGGCUUCCAUCUGACCGCUCCGCCAAGAGCACUGUAGCCACGGUCACCAGUGACCAGCUCGUUGUCACAUCUUUUCCUUUACCCCACCUGUAGUUCACCGUUCCAUGGCCCUCUUGGCUGCUCCAAGGCCACGCUCCCCCAUUUUCCCAUUCUCUCUGGCCACUUCAGUCUCUCUCUCAAGGUCUUCCAAAAUGUUGGCUUUCUCAGAUUUCUUCAUUCUGCCCUCUUAUACCACCAGAUCUCUGAGCAAAAUUAGGCUUCGAUUGCCGUCGCUGUUGAUGACUCCAACAUCUUUGUGGCCGACCUGGUUGGCCUUCCGGCUCUGUGUGGAAUUCUCCACUAGAAUGUCACUAGGUGCCUCAUAUUCGACGUGUUCCAAACUAAACUGUUUUCUCCUAAUGCCCAAUUCUUCCCCAAUGUUCCAUGCCUCUGGGAUGGAACAUCCAGAGGCGUAUCCAUCCAUCCAGUUGCCCAGCCGGACUGGGUAUCAUUCUUGCCUCUUCUCCCUCACCUUUCCAGUGGUUCGAGGACACUACAAAGGUCAGCAAAUUGGCAAGGUAGUCCAGGUGUACAGGAAGAAAUAUGUCAUCUACAUCGAGCGGGUGCAGCGGGAGAAGGCAAAUGGCACGACCGUCCACGUGGGCAUUCACCCAAGCAAGGUGGCUAUCACCAGAUUAAAACUAGACAAAGAUCGGAAAACAAUUCUUGAACGCAAAGCCAAAUCUCGACAAGUUGGAAAAGAGAAAGGCAAAUAUAAGGAAGAACUUAUUGAGAAAAUGCAGGAGUGAAUAUAGCCUGUUCUGUAGCUGUGGUGUAACUAAUAGGUUUUUGUUCUGGUCUGUAUUCCUUUGAAACUUUUCAGAGUGUCUCUGGAACAUUUUGUUUCCUUCCUGUUUUGUUGUUGAUAUGUGACUCUGUAAAUCUACUUUUACUGUUUUGAUUAAUAAUUUUAUGAAUAAAAAUUGGAACUGCUUCCCAAUUA
Molecule: messenger RNA, 1113 nt
Organism: Equus caballus (horse)
Lineage: Eukaryota; Metazoa; Chordata; Mammalia; Perissodactyla; Equidae
Source: RefSeq, a predicted model, not a curated record